UUUUUUUAGUUCAUCAGUUGAAAAAUGGCACAACGGACGUGGCAUAUGUUUACGGUUGUAACAUUAAUAUUUACAGUUUUAUCACUUGUUGGCGAUGUUUUAUCAACAUCAGCGGCGCCAUGGUAUGAAAACUUACCGGCAGUUACCAUGGAUUAUAAAGUUCACAUCGACGCCGGUAAAGAGGAUUGUUACUUCCAAUAUGUUCAACCGGGUGCUACAUUCUAUGCCAGUUAUCAGGUUUUGAAAGGCGGUGAUGGUAUGUGUGGUUUUGCUGUACGUCAUCCCAAUGGGCAUAUAGUGCAUCCGUACGAGUGGAGGCAAAGCGCGGAGUAUGCGGACCAGUCGUCAACGGGUGGCUACUAUGCAGUAUGUAUCGACAACCAAUUCUCGAGGUUCGCCGGGAAGCUGGUCAAUUUGUACUUGUCAGUGAUAAGAUACGACAUGUGGGAGAAGUACGCUAAAGAAGUGGAGGAGCUGGAUAUGAAUAUAAAGAAUUUUACUAGUUCAAUACAAUUUGUGGAGAGAAAUAUAAAUGACAUUUUACAGUACCAAUAUCACUCCAGGGCUCGGGAGUCUAGGGACUAUAAUUUACUGCAAGACAACAAUACUUAUGUUCUCAGAUGGUCACUGGUGCAAAUAAUGGCCAUUGCGGCGACAGCCACACUGCAAGUUUAUUUUGUAAGAAAACUCUUUGAUAUAAAAGACAACUCCUCCAAGACCAGGAUAUGAUUUGAACUGUACCAUGUUAAGGAUGAUCUAUGAAUUGUUAUCUCGCCAAUUAAGUGACUGAAUGUUUAAUUCCACUGUAUUCUCUGUUUGCGUUUCUCUGAUCGAAUUUUCUGAUCUCUUUUUUAAUGACUUAUAUUUAAGUUUAUGAUUAAAGCAUAAUAUUAGGGGAUAAGGAGAAGGGGCAAGAGUGACAAGCAUUUUAUAAGGUGCACAAUAAUAAUUUAUCAUUAUAAUGUUGGGUUUGAGUAGACAAUGGUUUCAUUAUAGGUUGUUAUACAAAUCUUUUACUGCGAGACACACACACACCGUUUGGUGAGACAUUGGUCUGUUAUACACACAGAUGUAUAAACUUGUUAUCAUCACAACUAUUAUUGUGUUGUAGUAAUAUGAGCAUUUAUUUUUUUAUAUAAUAUAUAAUGUGGUGUGCAUUUGAAUUUGGCUUAUUGUUAAAAUGUUUAACGGCGUUCUUUUUAUGACUAAAGUCGGUAUCCAUUAUUUCGCCCGCACGGAUCUUUUGUUCUUAUGGGAAUUUUGGGAAAUCUUCCUAGUGCCCAUUUACGAUUAUAUAUAUUUCAUAUUUUAAGACCAAGCAAACAUUGAUUAAUCUUUUUAUAUUUACAGAUAUGUACAAACAUAAUUCGGUCAGGCCUUUAAUAUGUCAAUUUUGUCAUAGACUUACACCACUUGCUCUAGAUCGUUUGUCGCCAUUUAUUUUUGAUUCCAUGAUACUUAUUAAGACUCCUCAGAAGCCUGAGAUUAACAUUUCAAUGAUCUGCUUAAUUUAAAUUAAUUUUAAUUCCAUUUUUAUGUUUUACAAUUUUUUUUUUAUUAUUUUAUUUGCUAUAGCAUAGUAAGGAGCAAAUUUUUUAUUUAUUUACACAAUACGUUUUACAUUUUAUAUGACAUUUUUUUACCUGUGUCGAAAAGAAAGAAAUUAUUUGUACUAUGAUCAAGAUUUAAUGUACUGAAAUAAAGAGUACUUAAGUAACGUU
Galleria mellonella (greater wax moth) is the source of this 1721-nucleotide messenger RNA. RefSeq names its product transmembrane emp24 domain-containing protein 5 (gene loj). Bases 25 to 729 code for a protein of 234 amino acids. Gene Ontology annotation, biological process: Golgi organization; intracellular protein transport; endoplasmic reticulum to Golgi vesicle-mediated transport. The transcript has 4 exons. Gene Ontology annotation, cellular component: Golgi apparatus; endoplasmic reticulum-Golgi intermediate compartment; COPII-coated ER to Golgi transport vesicle. The record is from RefSeq and is a predicted model, not a curated record. Lineage: Eukaryota; Metazoa; Arthropoda; Insecta; Lepidoptera; Pyralidae.